AUGCUGACAUUGCUUCUACUUUCUGCAUUUGUCCUUGGUGGACAUUGCAGUGAAAAUAUUCGCUACAUUGAAGACAUUGAAGACAAUGCACGUGUAGUAGGAGGAUCAAAUGCAGCUAGGAAUGCCUGGCCAUGGCAGGUAUCCCUCCAGUAUCGCUCAGGUACCAGCUGGUACCACACUUGUGGAGGCUCUCUGAUCCGUAUUAACCGUGUGAUGACGGCUGCUCACUGUGUGGACAGUACCAACACCUACCGGGUGGUCUUGGGAGAGCACAACCUGAGCCAGAACGAUGGCACUGAACAAGUUAUCUCAGUGUCAGGAAUUCGUAUCCACGCAGGCUGGAAUAGCAACAAUGUGGCUGCUGGUUCUGAUAUUGCCAUCCUUCAUCUGGCAUCCAGUGCAACUAUAAACAGUUACGUUAAACUAGCCACACUGCCAGCCGAUGGUGCCAUUCUUGCCAAUAACUACAACUGCAUCAUUUCAGGAUGGGGAAGAACCAGCACUGGUGGCUCUCUGCCAUCCAUCCUCCAGCAGGCCCCUCUGCCCGUCGUUGCCCACUCCACCUGCUCCACCAGCUCCUACUGGGGCAGCACUGUGAAGACCACCAUGGUGUGUGCUGGUGGUAACGGAGUCCAGGCCGGAUGCAAUGGAGAUUCUGGAGGACCUCUAAACUGUGCUGUCAAUGGUGUCCCGCAAGUCCAUGGUGUGACAAGCUUUGUGUCUUCCCGUGGAUGCAAUGCUUACCUGAAACCCACAGUGUUCACCAGAGUGUCUGCUUACAUCCCCUGGAUCAACAGCGUAAGUUUCAAUUCAUGGUUAUAA
Messenger RNA from Bufo bufo (common toad), 822 nucleotides. RefSeq names its product chymotrypsin-like elastase family member 1. The transcript has 7 exons. Gene Ontology annotation, biological process: proteolysis. The coding region runs from base 1 to 822 and encodes 273 amino acids. Gene Ontology annotation, molecular function: serine-type endopeptidase activity. The record is from RefSeq and is a predicted model, not a curated record. NCBI's taxonomy places the organism in Eukaryota, Metazoa, Chordata, Amphibia, Anura, Bufonidae.